Molecule: messenger RNA, 1101 nt
Organism: Striga hermonthica
Lineage: Eukaryota; Viridiplantae; Streptophyta; Magnoliopsida; Lamiales; Orobanchaceae
Source: the annotation of a GenBank genome assembly
AUGCGGGAAUUUUGGAGAAGGCAUAAGAGAAAGGUCUAUGUUACACUUGGAGCUGUUGGCAGUGGAUAUCUACUGUACAAGCUCUACGAUGCUCGUCGUCGUAGGAUCAGCGAUCUCGAGAAACAGCUCGCUCGUGAGAGGGAAAGUGAGGAGCUCAUUAAGGCUCAAAUUCAAGCGCAUUUUGAGGGGGUACAGAGAAUAGCUGAUUCAACAACUCUUCCUCAUGUCAUGCAUUUGUUAGAUGGUCGGUUAACAGAGAACUUGGAUCUUACGCAAUUGACCGAGAGAUUAAUCCAAGGGAAGGGCCAACCAAACACUGUAACAAUGGCUGAGAAACUUGAAUUAUGGGAUAAACUCAAGAUUUUGAGUUUUACAAAAAUGGUAUCUUCACUGUGGGCAAUGACUAUGCUGAACCUCUAUAUAAGGGUUCAAGUCAAUAUAUUAGGGAGACAUCUAUAUAUCGACACAGCACGAGGCCUCGGAAGUUCUGAUUUACUCGAUGAAGCUGAACUAAUUGACAAAAAUGACGAACAGCAGUUUUUGGCCUGUGCUGAUUACCUUUCUAAUUAUGGUCUAAUAGCCCUAAUAUCUAAUGCUGAGGCAGCAUCAAUGGAAAUCCUCAAGAGCAAGCAGUUGAAGGAAUUUUUCAAUGUUUCGGUCCUUCAUGAUACAAUUAUUCACAUUUUGGAGACUUUAAUGGUCAUGAGGAGCCCUCAUCAUUGGAUCGGUUAUUUGAUGCCCGAAGAUGCUGGAAUUUACCAGCCCUCAAGUAGUUGUGCCUCGGAUCUUUCACACGCCACGAAAUUUGAUUUACUUAUGGUGGAAACACGUGCUGUGUUAUCAAGUGCGGAAUUUUCCAAUAUUAUCGACAUAUCACUGAGAGCUGUGGUUAAUGGAUUGUUGGAAGAUGUAAUCAUCCAUAGUGGAGAAAACAAUUUAAUGCCUGGAAUGCCGCUUGCCAGACUUGUACCAAGAAUAGCUCAUAUAUCUCAGUUUCUUCUAACCGAACCCAAUAGAAGUAGGUAUAUCCAAAUAAUCCGGAACAUUCCAGAGGUCGAGAGAUUCUUCACUGUUUUAUACUCUACGUCGCCCACUUCGUAG